UUAUCGAUAACAAAAAUAGUAAUGGCUCCGCAUUUAAAAAUAAUGCUUUCGAAAGCAAGUACAAUGCCUGUACCGAAUUCACUUUUUGUUUUGGUUGUAAAUGAAUUGAAGGAAAUGGGAAUUAAACACAAAGAAAAGAAACCCAAAAUAAUAAAGGCUUCAGUCGAACAUCGGUUGUUUCGCCAAGGAUUGCAAUACCUAAAAUUGGCAGAUGCAUUUCUGGAAAAUGGAACAGUGGUACAGAUACCGCAAUUUGUUGUCGAAGCUUGUAGUUUUAUAUUGGAGCAUUGCGAAACGGAAGGCAUAUUUCGAAGAGCGGGCUCAGCGAUAAAGCAACGAGAGAUUCGUAAAUUUCUCGAAGCUGGAAAUUCUUUAGGAAAAUGCCACCGGGUUAUAGAUGUUGCCAAUAUUGUGAGUUAUUUCUUUCGAGAGUUACCUGAACCCCUUAUUCCAUCUUAUUUACACGACACUCUCGUAAGAUGCCUGUUAACUCCAACAACAUCAACAUCAAAUACCAUUCAUUCCAUGCAAUUGACUUGUUUGAUAAUGCCCUUGCUGACAGUUCAAACUCUGGCAUAUUUUAUGCAAUUUCUAAACACGAUCACAAGGCAUGUCGGCUCCAACAAAAUGAGUGCUCAAAACUUGGCAAUUGUAAUUGCACCUAGUAUCAUGCCAUACCGUGAUAUUAACAGCGUCCGCUUCAAGAAUCACAUUAAAAUAGUUGAGAUGCUUAUCAACAACGCUAGCGUUAUUGGAAAUAUCCCAGAAAGGAUUCAAGAUAAACUUGGUAGCAAAUCCAAGAAUCUAUUGAACACAUGCUUAAUAGCGACAAAAAAAAAGCGACAUGAAUGCCGCAGACCUCUUACUACCCAAAUGCAGCGACGAAGUAAUAUUUUUAGUAUGUUGAAGACAAGGGUUGGUUUAACAAUGAAUAGCUCUCCUGCAAAGCAAAGUGAUACUUCCAAUACCCAAGAAUUUGAGCUGAACAAGGAAACCUCAAAGGAUAAAUGUGGAUCUGAAAUAAUCGUCAAGUCGCAAAUAUGUGCUGAACCUUUUGACGCUUUUCGAUCGAAACAAAAUGAACUAAUGAAUAUGAAUGAGAACUGUGAAAAUCAACCAACUAACAAGCGAAGAUGGAGUGUUGCUCCAUCAGGCUUCGCAAAAGAUAACAAGAAUAAAAACAUGAUAAAAAAUAUUCAAAUCCAAUCAGGUGAUUAUGUGAAAUCAAACGUAAACACAAAAAAUUGUCCACAUACUUGCGACAACGAACUCGAUGCUGUUUUGGAACGGGUAUCAUCAAUAAAAAGCAAAAGUAAUACGCCCAAAGAGAAAUGCUUCCAUAACUUAGAAAGUCUUGUAUCUGAAGAAAUUUGUGUGAAAACCGAACCAAAUAAUACAAAAUUAAAAACACGACGCAGUAGUGAAGGUAAUUUUGUACGAUCCCUAAAUGUAGUUGGGACGGCACGGAGAACACGAGAACAUAUGUCGUCACGCAUUUAUCGGCAUAUCCCUUGCAAUAUUAAUGUACCAUCAGAUUCAACACCAAAUUUUCGUUCUUCCAAAAGUCAAAAUUCAAAUACCCCAAGUCCUGGUAUUAUACAGAAGGAUUUUAAUCAGUGGUUGCCAGCUGAACAUUUUUUUAAAAAUUUGGAUAACUGUUAUACUCCGGUGCAAAAAAUACGAGUUCACUACGAUUCAAAAACGCAGGGGUUCCAAAAUUUAAAUAAAGAACUAUAUUUUACAAAAAAAAACAUAACAGAAAAGACCAUCGUAAAUAUAAAGUCUUCAUCAAAAAUUAUUGUUGAGGAACAAGGUCGCUCUUCUAUAGCUCGACUUCGUACUGAAAACUUUGGAAUGGUUUUAGCUAGAACUAAAUUAUUUGAAUAGUUGUAAUAAUUUGGUUUAAUAAAAAUCAAAAUAUAUGCCAAUAA
Molecule: messenger RNA, 1931 nt
Organism: Drosophila sulfurigaster albostrigata
Lineage: Eukaryota; Metazoa; Arthropoda; Insecta; Diptera; Drosophilidae
Product: rho GTPase-activating protein gacN-like
Exons: 5
Coding region: 22-1887 (621 amino acids)
Biological process (GO): signal transduction
Source: RefSeq, a predicted model, not a curated record